AUGGGGGGCGUCGACGCGUUCGUGCAAGAAUACAUAAACAGCAACAUCGCCAAAAUCGAAGACGUGGAAAUUCACGUGGAAAAAAUGAACCGAGAAAUAAUGGAACUCGAUAAAACCAUCAGCGAAAAGGUGGAGAGCCACAUCCUAAGUCAAAAUGAGUAUGACCAAAAAUUAAGACACAUAAAAGAAAAAAUGAAAAUAAUUAAUAGCCAAAUGGAACAAGUGGAUAAAAAAACAGAAGAAAGUGAACACAUUCUAGUGAAGCUAUGUAAAGAUAUAAAAAAAUUAGACAUAGGAAAAAAAAACGUAACAGAAACGAUUAUAAUAAUGAAAAGAAUCGUCAUGGUUAUCACUGCUAUAAGCAGCUUGAAAAAAAAGGCUCUGAAAAGGGAGUACAGCGGAUGUAUUCCCCUCGUCUCUGUUAUCAAAGAAAUGCUCAUACACAUCUCCGACCUCAGGACAAACGAAAAAUUAAGGAAACUGUACGAAGAUGCCAACAUCCUUUUCGACGACAUAAAGAAUCAGAUAAGUGAAGACAUCGAUUUGGUGUACGACCCCGAUGUGCACAUAGAGAAGGAUCUCAUCAUCGUGAAUGAAGCAAACCACGUCGAAGGAGACAAAAUGUCCAUCAAUCUUUUCGAUGCAUGCAAUUGUUUAUAUCACUUGGAUCAAAAGUCGGUCUCCAGUGUAGUUAAAAAAUUCUCCAACUUUUUUCUCGAAAAAUACAUUAUCAUUUUUGAAAAUCAAGCAAAUAAUUUAGAAGGGAUCGACAGACGCAUGGCAUGGUUGAAGCGUGCAUUGAAUACGUAUGAACAUGUAUAUGCUCAUAUUUUCCCUCCGGUUUAUAAUAUGCCUUACCACGUUGUCUGCAAAUUCUGCUCUCUCACCAAAAAACACAUCGUCAAGAUUAUGUCUUCUUCUAUCGACGACAUGAACCCCGUUUCGCUAAUCCAGACUGUCAUUAAGGUGAUUAAUUUUGAAAAUUUUUUAACCAAGAAUGUGACGUUUUUUAUUGAAAAGAGGACCACCUCGCAUGACGCGUACUCUUCUUUGGAGUUUCCCUUCCCAGAGCUAAUUAUGAGGAGGGAGUUGGCUCCAGGCGGGGGAGGCUCCAAAGGGGAGGGUCCUUCACCCGCGGAAGGGGAGCAGAGAAAAGACCAAAUGGACAACACCAAAGGGGAGGGUGAUCCCCCCAUUAGAGCUGCGCAUGAUGAUACUAAUUCCCACGCACCGCAAAACUUCAAGGGAGUCAUCUCGUGCGCGUUCGACAGCUACCUGUGCAGCUGGCUAAAAUAUGAAGAGAAAAAAAUUCUUCAAAAAUUUGAAAACAUAAUAAACGACGAAAAUAAAGACCCACUGGAGGUAGGGGUGCACACUAAAUGUAAAUUGUCCUCCUCAGAAAAGGAUCCCCUACUUGAUGUUAACAAAAUUUUAAAAAAAAAGGAAAAAACCCCGCUAGUGGACCCUGAAAUGGUGGAAGAACAACACACAGUGUAUAAGUCAGCCUACAAGAUGUUUUACCUCUACAAAAGCUACAUUAAUAUGAUUCUUCAAUUUAGCGACUGUCAAACUUUGUACGAUUUUGUGACUUUUUUUAAAACACUGUUAUUAAAAUAUAGUGAAGAGUUAAACAGAAGAAUUGUAAAAGAUGUGAAGGAGGAAAACAAAAACCAGCACUUCAAAUUACUGUCCGUCAUAAUCAAUACAAGUUAUUACGUAGAACAAACAAUGAAUGAAGCGUUUGAAAAUCUUGUCAAAGUUAUUGACCCAAUUUUUAAGGACAAAAUUUGCUUCAAAGAAGAGGAACAACAAUUUUUACAAAUAAAAACAAAAUGUAUAAAAGGAAUUAUCGUCUUUGUAGAAAAAAAAAUAAAUUCCAUCAUUUCGAACAAAGAAAUUGCAAACUUAUUUGACCCAAAUGAUGUCCAAGAAAAGACUCCUUACAUAACUAAUAUGGACCUAUUUCUGCGUGAAUAUUUUUCCUUUUUUAAGAAAAUUUUUAAUGAGACCUACUUGCUUUAUUUACUCGAAAAAACGACCACACUGAUCAUUCAGCAGUUUUAUCACACCAUUUUUUCGUUUCAUUUCAUGACCAAUGUGACUGCUGAGCAGCUACUUUUGGACUGCCACGAGAUUGAAAAAAUUUUGUUCCAAACGGCAGUUCUGUUGAAUACGAGAAAGGGGGAGCAGCACACCGACGCUGUGCCACACAGAACAGCGAUUGUGGCGUCGGCGGCGACAUGGGCAGCGGCGGACGACGAAUGCAUCAUUCCUCAGACAUACUUCAAUUAUGUAAAAAACCAAACGAACAAAAUUAAAUUUCUAAUUAAAAUAUUUAUCUCUAACAUCUACGACAUGAACUCCUUCAACAUGCUGCUCACCGAAAAUAACAACAUUUGCACCAUCGAGGAGAUUGAGAAGAUCCUGUCUCUGAAGCAGGACGACACGGGGGUGAAGGCCUCCCCGAGGGAGCCCAGCCAAAACAAGAACUACGUGCACGACAUUAAGGAGCGUGGCAUGAAGGCCGCGGAGGAGGUCAAGAUCUUCUUCAACAAAAUUACGAGUAUGUAG
Plasmodium inui San Antonio 1 is the source of this 2571-nucleotide messenger RNA. RefSeq lists its product as hypothetical. The coding region runs from base 1 to 2571 and encodes 856 amino acids. The record is from RefSeq and is a predicted model, not a curated record. Gene Ontology annotation, biological process: retrograde transport, endosome to Golgi. The transcript has a single exon. NCBI's taxonomy places the organism in Eukaryota, Apicomplexa, Aconoidasida, Haemosporida, Plasmodiidae. Gene Ontology annotation, cellular component: GARP complex.